GCGGAGCGGCGCCGCCCCUCGCAGCGCCUCCCUAACAUCCCUCGGUGGCCGCGCUGGGCAUGCUCAGUCUGCAGGGCCGCUUCAGCCCUCCGUGUAGGAAGCUAGGGUGCUCCGGCUGUAAGGAGCCGUGGCGGGGGGAAAAUGGAGCCCUUCACCAGUGAUUGAUCUGCUUGGACUUCCUGUCUUCAUGCUGUGAACUCUGUGAUCGGCUUCCGCUCCCCAGGAAUAUGAUUGAAAACAGCAUGUUUGAGGAAGAGCCAGAUGUGGUGGAUUUAGCCAAAGAGCCUUGUUUACAUCCCUUAGAACCUGACGAGGUGGAAUAUGAACCCCGGGGUUCACGACUGCUGGUGCGGGGUCUUGGCGAGCAUGAGAUGGAUGAGGAUGAAGAGGAUUGUGAGUCGUCUGCAAAGCUGCUGGGCAUGUCCUUCAUGAACAGAAGCUCAGGCCUUCGGACCAGUGCAACCGGCUACAGGCAGAGCCCAGAUGGGACUUGUUCAGUACCCUCUGCGAGGACCAUGGUGGUCUGUGCUUUUAUCAUUCUGGUUGCCGUUUCUGUAAUCAUGGUGAUUUAUCUACUGCCCAGAUGUACCUUUACCAAAGAAGGCUGCCACAAGAAAAACCAAUCAAUGGGACUAAUUCAGCCAGUUGCAACAAAUGGGAAGUUAUUUCCAUGGGCACAAGUCAGGCUUCCCACUGCCAUUAUGCCACUACGCUAUGAACUUAACCUGCACCCAAACCUGACCUCAAUGACAUUCAGGGGUUCUGUGACAAUUUCACUUCAGGCUCUUCAGGCCACGUGGAAUAUCAUUCUUCACAGCACAGGCCAUAAUAUUUCAAGAGUGACCUUUAUGUCAGCAGUUUCAAGCCAAGAAAAACAGGUUGAGGUCCUGGAAUAUCCAUUUCAUGAACAAAUCGCCAUUGUUGCCCCUGAAACCCUUCUUGGGGGCCACAAUUAUACCUUGAAGAUAGAGUACUCGGCAAAUAUAUCUAGUUCUUACUAUGGGUUUUAUGGUUUCUCCUACACAGAUGAAAGUAAUGAGAAAAAGUACUUUGCAGCAACUCAGUUUGAACCCCUGGCAGCAAGAUCUGCUUUUCCUUGUUUUGAUGAACCAGCAUUUAAAGCCACAUUUAUCGUCAGGAUCAUGAGAGAGAAGCGAUACACUGCUUUAUCAAAUAUGCCUAAGAAGUCAUCAGUCACUAUGAAAGAUGGAUUUGUUCAGGAUGAGUUUUUUGAAAGUGUGAAGAUGAGCACUUACCUGGUUGCUUUCAUUGUGGGGGAGAUGAAGAAUCUGACUCAGGACAUAAAUGGAACCCUGGUUUCUAUAUAUUCUGUACCAGAAAAGAUUGGUCAAGUUCACCAUGCCUUGGAAACAACUGUGAAGCUUCUUGAAUUUUUUCAAAACUACUUUGAAAUUCAAUAUCCACUUAAGAAAUUGGAUUUGGUGGCUAUUCCUGACUUCGAAGCAGGAGCAAUGGAAAAUUGGGGUUUAAUCACCUUCCGAGAAGAGACACUUCUGUAUGACAAUAAUACUUCUUCAGUGGCGGAUAGAAAACUGGUUACUAAAGUCAUCGCUCAUGAGCUGGCCCAUCAGUGGUUUGGUAAUCUGGUAACAAUGCAGUGGUGGAACGAUCUAUGGCUAAAUGAAGGUUUGGCUACUUUCAUGGAGUAUUUCUCUUUGGAAAAAAUAUUCAAUGAGCUGUCUGGUUAUGAAGAUUUCUUAGAUGCUCGAUUUAAAACUAUGAAGAAAGAUUCCUUCAAUUCAUCUCGUCCAAUAUCAUCAUCUGUUCAAUCUUCAGAACAGAUUGAAGAAAUGUUUGAUUUUCUUUCCUAUUUUAAGGGAGCAUCUCUCUUGUUGAUGCUGAAAACUUUUCUUAAUGAAGAUGUAUUUCAACGUGCUCUUGUUUUUUACCUGCAUAAUCAUAGUUAUACAUCCAUUCAAAGUGAUGAUCUGUGGGAUAGUUUUAAUGAGGUCACAAACAAAACCCUAGAUGUAAAGAAAAUGAUGAAAACCUGGACCCUGCAGAAAGGAUUCCCUUUAGUGACUGUUCAAAGGAAAGGAAAGGAACUUCUUGUACAACAAGAACAAUUCUUUUCAAAUGUGAAGCCUGAAAUUCAACCCUCAGAUGCAAGCCACCUGUGGCAUAUUCCACUAUCCUUUGUCGCCGAGGGGAGAAAUCAUUCUAAAUAUCAAUUGGUAUCAUAUCUGGACAAGAAAUCAGAUGUCAUCAAUCUUACAGAAGAAGUGCAGUGGAUCAAAGUCAAUACAAACAUGACUGGCUAUUAUAUUGUACAUUAUGCAGAUGAUGACUGGGAUGCACUAAUCAAACAGCUGAAAAUAAAUCCUUAUGUCCUGAGUGACAAAGACCGGGCAAACCUCAUCAACAACAUCUUUGAACUUGCAGGCAUAGGCAAAGUGCCUCUUCAGAGGGCCUUUGAUUUGAUUGGGUAUCUUGGAAAUGAGACCUGUACUGCGCCCAUCACUGGAGCCCUGUUCCAGACAGGCCUCAUCUCUGACCUCCUUGAAAAACUGGGAUAUAUGGAUCUGGCCUCCAGAGUGGUGACCAGGGUAUUUAAAUUGCUUCAAAGCCAAAUUCAAAAACAAACUUGGACUGAUGAGGGCACCCCAUCUGUUCGAGAGCUGCGGUCAGCCUUGCUAGACUUUGCCUGCACCCACAGCCUGGCGAACUGCAGCACCACUGCCAUGAAGCUAUUUGAGGACUGGAUGACAUCCAAUGGAACGAAAAGCCUGCCUACUGAUGUCAUGACUGCUGUGUUCAAAGCUGGAGCAAAAACUGACAGAGGCUGGUCGUUCCUCUUAAGCAAGUACACAUCGAUAGGCUCUGAAGCAGAGAAGAAUAAAAUACUUGAAGCUCUUGCCAGCUCAGAGGAUGUACGGAGACUUCACUGGUUAAUGAAAAGUAGCCUCAAUGGAGAUACCAUCCGAACACAAGAGCUGUCAUUUAUCAUUAGAACAGUGGGCCGACAGUUUCCUGGACACUUAUUGGCAUGGGAUUUUGUCAAAGAGAACUGGAAUAAGCUUGUACAGAAGUUCCAUCUGGGCUCCUAUACCAUGCAAAGCAUUGUUGCUGGAUCGACUCACCUGUUUUCAACAAAGGCACAUUUGUCAGAGGUACAGGCAUUCUUUGAAAAUCAGUCCGAGGCAACCUUUCGGCUUCGUUGUGUCCAGGAGGCUUUGGAAGUCAUUCAGUUGAAUAUCCAGUGGAUGGAGAAGAACCUUAACACUCUGACGUGGUGGCUGUAGCAUGCAAAACUGCACCUCAUUUUGUCGCCCAUUCAGAGAGCGUGUUAACUGGGGCUCUGUUAACUUUUGCAAAAGCCAAGGUGAAGCCAAGGAUUGCUGCUGAGUUGUUUGCACUCUUAGGAGUUGUAGUUAGCUCAGGGCCUGUCUGUAUUUUUCAUCAGUCUUUCGUGAAAUGUCAUUGGGUAAUAUGUAGUUAUUUAUUACAAAAUUAUAUUCACCUAUAUACCAAGCAUCUACAAAAACAAUGAGUAAUUUUUCUACUUUGAAGGUACGCAAAUGAGGAAUAAAAUCUCUUUUGGAAUUCUCUUUUUAUUUCUCGGUAUCCGUAAAGUACUGACUCAGUGAACAAAGAAAAAUCUACUAUGGGAGCUACCAUCUUUGUAGGCUGCUGGUUUGUGAGCCAUUUGUUGCUUCUUGUUGAUAGAUGUUAUUUGAAUGUGGUAACAGCUUCAAAAAAGUAUGACAGUGAAAUUGAUGAAGCAUGCAGCUAUAGAGAACUAAUCUCAGGUGUGCAGAUCUACUUUGAUUUGGGGUUUUGAUUAAUCCUUUAUUUCCUGGAAAAUUUUUAAAUAAGAACUCUAACUAUUAUAUUUUUUUCUGCAGAAUAGCCAGGUGCUACAGAAUUUUUAAAUUUUUGUUAUAUUGAAAAGCUAAAUAACAAGGCCAAAAGAUUAAAAUUUCCCAAUAUUUAAUGCUUUCUUUAUCAUCUUUUAGGUAAAUGAUUCAAACCAAGUUAGCUUUAAUUAUAAUUACUUUAUUCAUAAAUUUAAAUAUUAUCCAAAUCUGUACACUUUUAUCACUCCCUGCCAUAGAUGUACUUUAUGUUAUAAUUAAGUAUUUCCACAGUUAUAUGAGCAUUUUGUUAGUACUGAUGUCUUUUAUCAUGACUUUAUCACUGUUGCUAAGAAUACAGGUUGUUUUAGAUGCCUUUUGGCAUGAUAGAUUAUAGACACUUUAUCUCUGAAUCAUACUUAUGGAUGGAUUUUCAUUUUAUAUGAUAGAGUAGCACAUUAGAAACAUUUUAAAGUAGGGCGUUUGAGAAAUUGAACAUUUUUAUUUGAAGUUCACCAUAGUACCUUAAAGGAAUAAAGAGAAUGUGAAAUAGAGGUAACUUGAUUCAGGUUUAAUAUGGUGGGCUUUGAAUUUUUGUACUAUCAAAUACAGUACUUUUAUUUAGUUGAAAAUUCAUAGUUUUAUUUUAUCAUGGGUAAACUAACAGAUGAAAAGAAAUGUCCAAGUAAAGGAAGGAAGGAAGGAAGGAAGAAACACAAAACUGCCUGGCAUUUUUACUCCUUCGAAAGGAGAAAUUCUGUACUUGAAUUUGUUAAGCUGUGCAGACUUAUACCUAGAUUGUUGAGUUUCUUUGAUUCUUAGGAGAAAAACUUUCUUUCUAAUAAUUCUUAUACUUUAUAUUUUGUUUGAAAACAUCUUCUAUGUACAAAAAGGGUAACUGCCCAUUUGCAAGCACUUAAAAACACUUUACAGAAUCAGACAAUGGGAAAAGUCACCUUUUUUUUAUUCUGCAAGUGUAAAGUGAAAAUAUGUGGGAUUGUGUAUAAAAUUAUAUUUUAUUUUAUGAAAAUAUUUUUAUAUAACAAAAUUUAAAAGGCUGACAAACUAAAAGAUAUCCUUCUUUACCCCUACUGUGUUUUCGCCCAAUUUAGUCUUUUUUAAAUAUUUAUCUGCCUGUUUUAGAGUAGAAAAUAUUAUAUCCAGAGAAUCACAGAAUCAUCUAAAGAUGUCUUAUUGAAACUGGGGUAAUUAUAGGUCUUUAUUCCUUUUGUGUUCAGUAAAUGAAUGAUAGUUUAGUUGAUAAUGGAAGUUAGUGAGUUUUUAUAUUUUUAGAAUGGAAAAAAAUACUAAACUUUUGAGGGAUAUUUUUUGUUGCUGUUUUUUUACCAUACUAUAUUACUAAAUUCCACUUUGAUACAGAGUUUAAAUUUUGCUACUUCUCAAAAUCAGUUAAGAUACUUCAGUUUUACUUUCCCAUCUUUACAUUGCUCCUAUAACACACAUUAACUGUGUAAAUGGCAAAUCUUGUCUUGAAUUAUAUCAGUUUUUCGUGUGUGUGUGUGUGUGUGUGUGUGUG
This is a messenger RNA of Pteronotus mesoamericanus, 5352 nucleotides long. RefSeq names its product leucyl and cystinyl aminopeptidase (gene LNPEP). Gene Ontology annotation, biological process: proteolysis; peptide catabolic process; regulation of blood pressure. NCBI's taxonomy places the organism in Eukaryota, Metazoa, Chordata, Mammalia, Chiroptera, Mormoopidae. The transcript has 19 exons. Gene Ontology annotation, molecular function: zinc ion binding; metalloaminopeptidase activity; peptide binding. Bases 228 to 3263 code for a protein of 1011 amino acids. The record is from RefSeq and is a predicted model, not a curated record. Gene Ontology annotation, cellular component: cytoplasm; plasma membrane.